Messenger RNA from Boleophthalmus pectinirostris (great blue-spotted mudskipper), 10687 nucleotides. RefSeq lists its product as uncharacterized. The transcript is spliced from 3 exons. The record is from RefSeq and is a predicted model, not a curated record. Lineage: Eukaryota; Metazoa; Chordata; Actinopteri; Gobiiformes; Gobiidae. The coding region runs from base 122 to 10477 and encodes 3451 amino acids.
UAUCUUGAGGGACUUUAACCAAACAUCUACACCAGAGAGGACGGUGUGGCACUGCUCAAGAAAAGCACGUUUUUAUACUUUACUUGCUUUGGAUCCAGUUACAGAGAAUCCAGUGAUCGAUAUGGACCAGUGCCGCAGGACCCUUCCGUACAUGGACAUUUGCCCCAGAUGUCGUGCCCACGCCGAGCUCAUUUUGGGGCUGAAGAAAACCACAGCAGUUUGCAUCGACUGCGCCGUAGACCCAACGUGGACCAACCCCCAAGAAAACUGGGGAGAAGGUGGAGUCACAGUGAGCAAGGGUCGGGAAUUUCACGGCAACAUUGGAACCAGCCGGAUUAUCGUACAGCAUCAGAAAUACACAGUGUUUGAACAACUAAGUGGAGAUAAAGAGUUGAUCAUCUUGUACAAUUACUCGGGUAGGGCAUACGUGCUACCGAGACGCAAUGGGACAGUGAAAUCUCAAAUACCAAAUGUUCCUUCAAGUAAUACCCCAUUAGAGGAGAAAAGCAUACCAAACUUAAGUCUAUAUCCUCUCCUUGUAUCCCUGUUACUGAAUGAUGAACCGCCAGAAAAGCACGCCAAGUCACCAGGGGGCACCGUGGACAAGAUAAGCACGACCCUACAGCAAGCUAAAGCUGAUGAAAUAAAAAUGGACCAAUUCAAAACACAAAAAUCAAGCAACGUUGCCAUAAAAGCGUGUGGCAAUGCCGUGGAGCAAAACGAUGAAGUAAAUGUAAACAAUAGCUUGCGUACUAAUUAUAAACAAGCAACGUUGUCUAAUUUUGCAACUUCACUAGCUCAGUUACAUCCAGAAGAAAGCCUGAAACAACAAAAAAUGAAACAAACAGAGGUGGACCAGCAAAACAUCUCAAAAAACAUACCACGGCAAGCAGCUAUCUUGACGUCAUCCCAAGAAAACUGUUCUCGAAAUGGGCCAGUGAAGACAAGCAAAAAUGACUACCCUUACACAAGACUUUCGCCAACUUCAAUAGGGCAAGUCAAGCCGCAAGAAAAGGAAACGGCAAAUCGAGUUGAAAAGGUAAAAGCCAGCAACAAAGAGGAUAUAUCGUACACCAUAGAGCAUCUGCCGCUACCAAUUUUAGCUCUGGUAAAUCCAGCAAAAAGCCUAAAACGACGGAAAUACAAACAAAGACGUGCCCAUGGGCAAAAAUGGGUAUUCCACGAGUUUUCUAGCCCAAAAUAUAAACCAAUUAUGACCUCCAGCAUACACAAUUUGCAAACCCAGGGCGCAUGUUGCUGUGCUUUGACAAACCAUUCACAAAAUAACGCAGUAGACGUAGUAAGUAAUUGUUGUAUGGAGCCCUGUGAGGCAAUCUGGACACCAAACCAAGAUAUUGCCAGAAUGCCAAUAUACUCCCAGCAUGCAAAACCACCCACCGUUAGAACCGCAGUGGAGCGUACCUUGCCACCAGAGGGAGCUGUUGAAUGGCGAUUAAAGAUCACGCAAGAAAAUGUUAAUCAAACUGAGUUGUCCAAUCUAAGCCACCAACUGAGCAGCGGCUACGCCAACAGCAUCUUUUGUUGUGAGCUGAGUAAACAAAACACACUGCACAAGCUCGCAAAUUCAGCAGACAUAAGCAGUCCGCCAGAAUGUGAUUGUGACCGGUUGUACAAAGUCGGACAAGAUAAUAUGCCUCAAAUGGAUGAGAUGUCCAGCAGAAAACCGUCAACCAAUUGGUACCAAACAGGCGUAUUUUGCUGUAAUAUGGCAAAUCCUGAGCCUGUAAUUCAUAAACAACAAGUACAGAUUCCAAACGCAAUGAACUGGACAGAUCAGAUGGAAACACGAACCCUAGCCAACCAAAACCUAGACAAUUGUGUGCCGCCUGACCUCUGUUACAGUGAAUUUGUCAACCUUCAAACAGCGCCAGAGCAAGUAAGUUUACAAACAGAACCUGUUGACUUGACGUGCAAAUCCGCAACGAAAGAAAUUCACGGCCAACAUGCAAGCAACCAGGAAAGCGGCCUUUUGUACCCCUAUAGCGUCUUCAAUAGUGAUAGUGUAAUCGUUGAAUCAUUGCCAACGUCUACAGAUCAAGCAAAACCAUCAGAAGAAGGGCGUAACAAGGAUUACAAGAUGGGGACGCAAAUAAACUGUACUCAAAUUGAGCCAGAGGAGAUGUGCAACCAAUUUAGAAAUCUCUAUCCCUACAGCAUCUUCAAUAUGCCAAGCACGGAACCACUGCCAACUUCAACAGAGCAUGUCAAGAACAAAAAAAGAGCAAAGGAAGUAGCCACACAAAUAUGCAAUCCAGUUGAAAAGACAAAGGCAAGAAACAAAGCUGAUAUACAACACCCCACGCAGAAUUCGCAGCUCGCAACUUUAGUCACUGACGUCAAGACACCACAACAAGCAACGACAAUGACGUGUAAAACUUCUCAAGAUAAGUCUCCAGUGGACACGAAGAUUGAAAAGACACACGUGAUGGUCAAACUAGAAAAUGUAGAAGAUCACAAUCAAGGUGAAAACGUUGAAGGUAGAAACAACAAAGCGGAUAUAAUGCACCCAACAACGCAACCAGACUUCGCAAUGUUAGGUACUCAUGUGGAAAUAACUCAGCAAGAAACUGUCAUGACAUGUAAAACUUCUCAAAAAACUCAAAUAAACAAGCCAACGGAAAAGGAGAUUGAAAAAACAUACGUAGUGGUCAAAGUAGAAGAUGUAGAAGAUCACAAUCAAGUUGAAAAUGCUGAAGGUAGAAACAACAAAGCGGAUAUAUUGCAAUCCACAACGCAACCCUUGGCUACCGGUGUGGAAAUGACUCAGCAAGAAACUGUCAUGACAUGUAAAACUUCUCAAAAGCCUCAAAUAAACAAGCCAACAGAAAAGGAGAUUGAAAAAACAUACAUAGUGGUCAAAGUAGAAGAUGUAGAAGAUCACAAUCAAGUUGAAAAAGCUGAAGGUAGAAACAACAAAGCGGAUAUAAUGCACCCAACAACGCAACCAGACUUCGCAACGCUAGGUACUCAUGUGGAAAUGACUCGGCAAGAAACAGUACUGACAUAUAAAACUUCCCAAGAUAAGUCUCCGCAAAUAAACAAGCCAUCGGAAAAGAAGAUGGAAAAGACACCAAUAAUAGUCAAACUAGAAAAUCUAGAAAAACACGAUCAAGUUGUGGAAAUGACUCAGCAAGAAACUGUCAUGACAUGUAAAACUUCUCAAAAGCCUCAAAUAAACAAGCUAACGGAAAAGGAGAUUGAAAAAACAUACGUAGUGGUCAAAGUAGAAAAUGUAGAAGAUCACAAUCAAGUUGAAAAUGCUGAAGGUAGAAACAACAAAGCGGAUAUUAUGCACCCAACAACGCAACCAGACUUCGCAACGUUAGGUACUCAUGUGAAAAUGACUCGGCAAGAAACAGUACUGACAUAUAAAACUUCCCAAGAUAAGUCUCCGCAAAUAAACAAGCCAUCGGAAAAGAAGAUGGAAAAGACACCAAUAAUAGUCAAACUAGAAAAUCUAGAAAAACACGAUCAAGUUGUGGAAAUGACUCAGCAAGAAACUGUCAUGACAUGUAAAACUUCUCAAAAGCCUCAAAUAAACAAGCUAACGGAAAAGGAGAUUGAAAAAACAUACGUAGUGGUCAAAGUAGAAAAUGUAGAAGAUCACAAUCAAGUUGAAAAUGCUGAAGGUAGAAACAACAAAGCGGAUAUAUUGCAAUCCACAACGCAACCCUUGGCUACCGGUGUGGAAAUGACUCAGCAAGAAACUGUCAUGACAUGUAAAACUUCUCAAAAGCCUCAAAUAAACAAGCUAACGGAAAAGGAGAUUGAAAAAACAUACGUAGUGGUCAAAGUAGAAAAUGUAGAAGAUCACAAUCAAGUUGAAAAAGCUGAAGGUAGAAACAACAAAGCGGAUAUAAUGCACUCAACAACGCAACCAGACUUCGCAACGUUAGGUACUCAUGUGGAAAUGACUCAGCAAGAAACUGUCACGACAUGUAAAACUUCUCAAAAGCCUCAAAUAAACAAGCCAACGGAAAAGGAGAUUGAAAAAACAUACGUAGUGGUCAAAGUAGAAAAUGUAGAAGAUCACAAUCAAGUUGAAAAUGCUGAAGGUAGAAACAACAAAGCGGAUAUAUUGCAAUCCACAACGCAACCCUUGGCUACCCGUGUGGAAAUGACUCAGCAAGAAACUGUCCACAACAAAGAGGAACCAAGUAAGGUGAAGAAUACAGACACGUCGCCACUCAUGCACGCUUCCAGGGGCAAUCUGCUUGAAUUUGAAACCAUGGAAGACUUCAAGAAAGCAAUCCUAGCUGGUAUGUUUGCGACGCCAAAUAAGGCCUCGAAUGCCAAAAGUCAUACGGAAAAAAAUAAAGGAAGUGGGAAUGAGAAUGAGGAUGAACCUUGUAUACUACUCCAUUUCGCACACGUAUCUAACCCUGAACUAACUUCGCAAGAGCUCUCAAAUGGGACUGCCGAUUUCCAAAGUCCUCAACGUAAGGAAACUGGACAGAUGGCCGACUUCACUCCAAACAACAUUAGAGCAACGGAGCAAGUCCUUAACAAAGAGACUGUAUAUCAAUUUGAGCAAAGUUUGGUCCAAGACGAUGACACAAGAGGCUCAGCUAAAUGUGAGACUGCCAACGAAAAGGGAACCAAGCCGAGAAUCCAAAAAGCAGUGAGUGAACAGCUAACAAGAAAGCUGAAAAGAGCAAGAAGUUAUGAAGACUGUACAGAAGAAGUCAUGGAAACAACCCAGAGCAAAGUAAACAUGCUAAAAGGUCAGUCAGAAGAAGUGGUGCACAUUGGUUAUGAAGAAACGCCGAAAGGGGAAGUCACUGAACGACGUCAAAACAAAGCAAAUGUGUCCAAAGGUCAACAAAAAGAGGAUGAAUUGCUAAAUACGUCAAAUUCCGACGGUGAUAUGCAUUGUAAAACAUUGGUAGAAUCAAUAACGCGAGGAGGAAAAGACCAAAUUGGACCAAGAGUGUACACAAAAGACUGUUCACGUAUCCAAAAGGCAGUGAGUAAACAGCUCACAAGAAAGCUGAAGCUAAAGAGACCAAGAAAUAAUGUAGAUUGUGCAGAAGGAGUGGUGGACAUAAGCGACAAAGAAGUCACCGAAAUACCUCAAAACAAAGCGGAUAUGUCUAAAGGUCAAGAAAAAGAAGAUGAAUCACUAAAUACAUCAUGUUCCUAUGGUGAUAAGCAAUCUAAAACAUCACCAGAAUCAAUAUUGCAAAGGCGAAUGGAUGAAACUGAUGCAGAAGACAGUCCUAGUUCUCAAAUCGAAGCGAAGAACACAGGGCAAGACAAUCAAGAAGACAAGAAAAACAUGAUAGACUGCACAGAUGAGUUUCAAAAAUUGCAAAUUGUAAGCGAGCAAAUGGUGAAAGCAAAAGAAGCACCAGCUGCCAUAAUUCAGAAAGUCAGUCAGUCAAACACCCAUGAGCCGACCGUCGAAGCAUCACCAGAGCAACAAAAAGAAAUAACCGAAAAGCUUAAACAAGAUUACCUAUGUCGAAAUGACGGAAUGAAAAUCUACAAAGAUUUAAGAGUAGAAUUAGUCAAUAUUGAGUUUUGUCUCGAGAAUGGAGGGAUAUUUACGGAUGCAUUGGGAAAAGCUAAUAAAACUAGUACGACCACGCAACCUGAGUCAAGUUUUGGCUCCAAAAUGGUGGAGCUUCUGAUAAAGCAACACGAAGACUGGAGAGACUGGAAUUUGGAGAUAAACAGUGAACGCAGGCUUGUAUUAAGGAAUGGGAAAUCUGUCAAUAGUUCAGAAUCACUGACGGUGUACCGAGAGCAAGAAGAGUCUGUGGAAAAUAUUUACAGAACAAGACAUUUUUAUAAAACGCAAGUCUCUGCAAGCCCAAAAUAUGACACAAUGAAAACGGACUUUAAAGAGAAACUGAAAAGACAAGCUACGGAAUUUGAGCACCGAGGGGUUGCUACGAAGCGAAGAAUGCAAGAACAACAAUGUCAUAAAAGCAAAAUGAACAGAGAUAGAAAAAACGAAGAUCAAGGCCAGAAAUCAGGGUUUUGUUUGGAGUAUUUGCAAGCUAAAAAAAAACUUGGAACACUUCAGAUGAGGGUGAGUUCAGUUCCAGAAGAUGUACACAAGCAUCCAGACGCAAGAAAAGCUGUAAAGUCAAUACACCAAGGCUUCAGGUGGACAAAAAGUUUUUUUAAACUGAAGAGGUGCUCAAAAAUGGAAAGAAAGAGAAAACAAUUUAAAAAGAUGACCGCUAGUAAUGUUCGAAAAAUGAAAACUCACUCUAAAAGUAAUGAUCCAAGGCAGUACAACAAAAAUUAUAAAAAGAAACAUUGGAUCCCUAGACCACAAGUUCCUAAUCAAACUGCCAAAAAGAACAGUCAAGAACAAGGAAGGAAAAGAGAGAACAAUAAUCUUCCCCAAGAUCCAAAAAGACAGAGGACACUUAAAAUCCGUGAAUGCUUUAUGGAAAAUUUGGCCAAGUAUGUACAUGCAAGAAAUGUUAAGUCAAAACAAAAAGACGUAAGGAAGACAAUGGAGAUCUCAAAACAAGAAAGUCAACCUGAAAUGGAAAGAAAGGAAAACACUCCAAACACUUCCACUGAAAGCCAAGUGUCAAGGAGCUACAACCUGGAUGAAACUUAUCAUGUAAGCAGUGACACAGCUAGCGAUGAUGAAGAAACAACGAAAAAAUUGAAAAGACAAGCUACAGAUUUUGACCAUCAAGUGGUGGCUAAGAAGCGAAGGACUCAAGAACAACAAUGUAGUAAAAGCAAAAUGAUUAAAGAUCGAAAAAACAAAGGUCAAGACCAGAAAUCAGCUGUUCGUUUGGAGGUUUCGCAAGCUAAAAAAAAACUUGGGACACUUCAGAUGAGAGGGAGUUCAGUUCCAGAAGACGUACGCAAGCAUCUAUACGCAAGGAAAGCUGGAAAGUCAAUACACAAAGGCUUCAGAUGGACAAAGAGUUUUUUAAAACUAAAAAGUUGCUCAAAAAUGGAAAGAAAGAAGAAACUGCUAAAAAUUAUGGCUGCUAGUCAUGUUCCAAAAAUGAAAACUCACUCUAAAAGUAAAGAUUCACAGCAGUAUAAUCAGAAAAAAAGGUAUAACUUAACAAAAACCCAAAGCUCAUCAAAGGGAAGUUCAAAAAUGUAUUACAACAGAGGAAGCAGUAAUGAUGAGGAUUACAAAACAGGAAUGAACACAAAAAAUGCUAUUUCUCUCAAAAACUUUGAAAAGAAACAUCAAGAAACAAUGCUGCUUCAAGACGUACCCCAAUGUUCAAAAGAUCUGGAGAUGCUUUACCAAAAAGCAAAGCCGAAAACAUCAGCAAAUGUGAUCCCAAACAAGGAUUACAAGAAAGGAAUGAACUCUAAAAAGCAAAUUUCUGUUAAGGAUUAUAAAAAGAAGCAUCGGACUCAAGACAAAGAAAGCAAAGAAGUGAUUCAAGAAAAUGAAAACUGCAAGAUACAUCUGCAUCAAGACCUACCCCAAUGUUCAAAAGAUCUAGAGAUGUUUCAGCUUGAAGAUCCAAGGUCUCAAAACCCUGUCCAAGACAACUUUGCACUUUCAGUAAAGUCAAAAAGUGUAGAAAGAUCUGGAAAUGCAAACUCAAGCAAGGAUUGCAAUAAAGGAAAUAUGAUCUCAAAUGAUUACAAGAAUGGAACAAUCUCCAAAAGACGAAUUUCUCUCGAAGAUUAUAAAAAGAAGCCUCGGACUCAAGACAACAAAAGUAAAAGUGAAAUGAUUCAACAAAAUGAAAACAGCAAGAUACAUCUACAUCAAGAACUACCCCAACAUUCAAAAGAUCUAGAGAUGUUUCACCUUGAAGAUCCAAGGUCUCAAAACCCUGCCCAAGACAACUUUGCACUUUCAAUAAACCCAAAAAGUGUAGAAAGAUCAGCAAACACAAGUUCAAGCAAGGAUUACAAGAAAGGAACAAACACCAAAAAACUAAAUUCUCUUGACUAUUAUAAAAAGAGGCGAACUCAACACAACAAAAGUAAAAGUGAAAUGAUUCAACAAAAUGAAAAAGGCAAGAUACCUCUACAUCAAGACGUACCCCAGUGUUCAAAAGACCUAGAGAUGUUUCAUCUUAAAGAUGUAAGGUCUCAAAACCCUGCCCAAGACAACUUUGCACUUUCAAUAAACCCAAAAACUGUAGAAAGAUCAGGAAAUAUGAUCUCAAAUGAUUACAAGAAUGGAACAAUCUCCAAAAGACGAAUUUCUCUCGAAGAUUAUAAAAAGAAGCCUCGGACUCAAGACAACAAAAGUAAAAGUGAAAUGAUUCAACAAAAUGAAAACAGCAAGAUACAUCUACAUCAAGAACUACCCCAACAUUCAAAAGAUCUAGAGAUGUUUCACCUUGAAGAUCCAAGGUCUCAAAACCCUGUCCAAGACAACUUUGCACUUUCAAUAAACCCAAAAACUGUAGAAAGAUCAGGAAACGUGAUCUCAAAUGAUUACAAGAAUGGAACGAUCUCCAAAAGACGAAUUUCUCUUGAAGAUUAUAGAAAAUACAAGCAAAGCCAAGGUGAAAGGAAUGAACGCAAAAACAAGAUACCUCUAGAUCUAGAAGGACUAUCCAAACCUAAUUUUAAAGUUUCAAGAAAUGGAGAUUUUAGGAGAAAAAAGCUGAAGCAAUACUUUUUUAAAAUGGAAAAUGGCACUAAGAUUGUAGUCUAUCGUAAAAAACAUCGAAAAAAACGGCAUGGAUGUCUGGAUCCAAACGCAUAUCACGCCAGUAUAGAGUUUACAAAUCCAGAAUAUAUUGAGAUGUGUAAACAUAUUGAAAACUCAAUAAAAGAAGAUAAGAUUUCCCAGUCAGGUAUUUUCAGCCGCUCUUUUAACUCCAGUAUGUGUCACGCCAAGGAAGACGCCAAUUCAUCCCAAUCAAGUACAUCGUCUUCGGAAUCACCCCAAGAAACCAACAAUUUACGCAAUCAAAAGUUUACAGAAAAACGAUGUUCAAAAACUCAAAAUGAAACAAGAAAUUCGGAAAGUCAAGCAUCAACCGAGGCAGAGAUAACAAAGAUUUCAAACCAAGAAAGAAAAAGCGGUACUAGAAAAGGUUAUGGCGAAGCUCACAAACCAACACAACCUUCAGAAAUAGUUCAAGAGUCGAAAAGGGUAUCUAAAACUGAUCGCAUACAGUCAAGAUCUUCUCAGAGGGAUUCAAAAAGACGGACCCCUACUCGAUGUCAUGAAAGAACGACAAAUAAAAGACGUGGAGACCGGCGUGAUGGCGAUUCUAGCAAAGAUUUGAAGCGAGAUCGGGACAAGUAUCCAGAUAACACUGCAAAGCGAAGAAGAAGUUAUGAAAGGGUGAAUGAGAGGUCCACCAAAACAGAAGACGGCAAAAUAAAUGUCUCAUCUCGUAGAAGAACGCCUGAUAGAAAUGUAAGAGAAAGACGCCUAUCGCGAAGAUCUCGAGAUGAUUUCAAGAAUACGGUGAGACCACGGAAUACAGAAUCGGCAUCCAGAAAUCGCCAAAAAGAUGGAAAUCGCACCAGGACAGAGACAAGCACGGUUACGAGACAAGAAACCCAACUUCCAGAUCCAAAGUCAAAAGUUGCAAAAGCUAAAGAUCCCCGGUUACAAACGAGAAUGCGAAGAGAAUCCCAAAAUGCCAACGCUGAAGCUCCUCCAACUUUAAGCCAAGAAGAAAAGCCACUGAAAGAAGGACAAUCUGGUGAAGUUAAUAAUCCUGCAAAUUCAGGUAUAUGGAUGCACGUGUUUGACAGAAAUCGUCAAAGAAUUAACCAAAAUACAAAAGAGGAAAGCGUCUGUUCGUGGUUUGAGUUAUGGAUAAAAUCUCUGCCCAGUAACACGCAAAAAAGCAAAGAACUGCAAAGACUGACAAGAUUUUUAACCGGUAGCGCUAACUCCUACCUGGUUUUCCGAGAAUGGGGGUACGUUACGCAGUCACUGAAAAGCAAGUCUUUUCAAAUCCUCUCGUUCAAGGAUCAAAAUAAUAAAUGGGAGCUUACAGUAUAUAUCACAGCAUAUAUGCAUGUGGGACUGUACGUUUGUGUCAGAGAACUAUCUGAGUCGCCAAAUUCUCAGCGAGAGAAGAGUUUUAUCGUCGUUGGACAAUACGCAGAAAAAAAUCCAAGUUACGAUGGUCGGUUUGAAACAUGCAAGCCAAGGGAAAGUUACGAAGUUAGAGGUGUUUUCCAAAACCAAAAUGAAAGAUUUAAUUAUGGAAGAGAGCAUUAUGAUGGAUGGCCAGGAAAUCCAAACUCUUUCAAGCCUUGUUUGGAUGGAAACCCAGGAAGAUUUAAUUAUGAGGGAAGGUUAAGAAGAUUUUAUCAUGAUGGAUGGACAGGAAAUCCGAAUUCGUCCAAGCCUUGUUUCGAUGGAGAGCCAGGAAGAUUUAAUUAUGAUGGAAGGUCGGGAUAUCCAAAUUCAAGAACACAAUAUUGGAAUGCAAGAGCCAGGAUAAUUAGAAGACAACUUGAAGCACAAAAUGGCGUCGCAGCUCCUCCAAAGACGGAAGCUCCCUUGACUGAAGAUGUCUAGAUGAGGAUAAAGAAAUGACUCAGAGACCUGAAUGGAGACAGAGGGACAGACGCCCCGAGACACGAUGGACACCUUUGGAAGUCCAUAACUUUGCCUUUUAUUUAGUCAUGACAAAACAAAAAAUAAGUCUACUUUUUCUAUUCUCAAAAAUGUGCAAUGUUCUAUUUUUAUACUUAUUUGUAAAUAAACUGUUGUACAUGUGUGUUCUUA